AUGCUUCGAGCCUCCGAUGAGCUCAGCGAUCCUGAUCGCAGUCUGGAAGAGUCAACAGGACAAACAGAUCACGCCAUGCCGGGAAACAUAGACUUAGAUCUCAUCACCGAAGAGUCCAACGAUCUACGAAUACAUACUCCUCCUCCCCGCAUCGCAGCGCGAUUCUAUCGUCCUACCAAUAACCGUCGCAAGUCCUCUGCUGCCUCUUCCCGCCGGAAUUCCAUUUCCUCGGCCCAUUCACACCAAUCCCACGUUUCGAAUCGGCAUGGGGGAGGCCCUCAAAGUAAUUAUAUUGCCCAGCACUUGCGUCGCGCAUCCAUUCUCGAGGAUAGAAAGGCUAGAUUGGCAGAUAGAGCGGCGCAUGCGGAAAAGGUUCGUUUGAGGGCAGCAUUGGUAAAGGCCACGCCAAGAAGUACGACGAAUAGCGAAGAGAGGGCUUUGGCAGCACAACAAGCAAGAGAGAAAAAUUUGGCUGAAAUAGUGGCCAGUUGUGCCGAGGAAGUCAAGAGAGCAAAAGGAAUUGCCGAGAGCAUGAAGGAGAAGAGAGAGGCUGAAGGAAAGAAAUUAAGAAAGGAAAUGGAAGAGAAACAUGCUGAGGCUGAGAGAAGAAGAGAGGAAAUUUUGAAUAAAGCCAAUACGAAGAGAGGCCGAUCCUUGAGCCAUCCUAGAAAGAGCACAUCCCCUGUGCCAAAAAUCCGCGAACCUCUUAGUGAAACCACAGCCGCUACAAGAAUACAGCAAAGAUGGAGAGUUCACCAGCGUUGGAAGGCGCUCAAGGACUUCUCCGAGUUGGGAUUGACGAUCGAUGGAGUUCGAGAAACAUCAUUUGAUGAGGUGGUUGAUUUGCUAGCCCAGGAAAAGGUCCUAGUGAGCACUGCGAGUAUUUUGAGGAUAUGUGGACUGAAGGAAGGCGAAACUGGCUCCGUCAAUGAGAUGACUGCUGUCCGAACAUUCCUGAGCGCUUUUCUUAUUCUGAGCCAUCCUACCCAGGUACUCAGUAGUAAGGGCGACAGUAGAGAACAGGAGCAGGUGGGAGUAUUGCCUUUGAGGAGAGACGAUUUAGCUAAUCCACAGUUGCAGGAUCUGGUAGCGAAGGCGCGAGAUUUACUUAUUUCUUUCGAGACCGUUCUAUCGAGACUAACAUCAGCGAAUAACUAUACACCACCGCCUCGGCAGUUUUCCAGCCUUUCUGAGGCUUAUGCUACUUUCUUUAAUGCCUUUAUUGCAUGGAAAGCUCGAGAUUCGAGUACCCUUAUCGAUAUGAUGGUUCUACAGUUUGUUGAAUUGGACUCGAUAUGGCAAUCUGUCAAGGACAGUACAGUAGACGCUGUAACCGACUCAUACCGUGACGGUAUUCGAGAAAAUCAACUGAAAUUGAUGGUCCGAAUCAAGAAACUAGCUGGCGCUGCUCAAGGAAAGAAAUUGAUUGCCAAUGCUAUCAGAGAGGCGAGACGAGCUCGUACCGCCAAACAACCUGUUGGAGAUUCUCGACCUAGAGCGGCGGAAUCGACCACAUCUGAAGUCCCUGUCUUAAUUGAUCUUUCAGUCUCGGAGAAGUCGGUGACAACUCAACUACAAACUCUGACACCACCAUCAACCCCGCAAAGAAACCAGACUCAACAUAGUGAUGCUGAAAAGCUUAGAAGUGCCAGCACAAUGCUUCCAGAUAAUAGAGUUAUUGCUCACGAGAUCGCAAUCAAUCGGGAAUAUCGGAUUCCCGAGGACUUUCUGGAGAAGAGAGAAGCUAUCAUGGAAGCCGUUUUCGCUUCCAUGCAACGAGACCUUGACCAAGGAAUCAGCGACCCAUGGGUUCUUGCUAUGGCCGAGAAUAUCAAAGGCAAGCUUCAGCGACUUUUGAAGCCUGGUAAUUCAAUGUACAUUCUCAUUAGUGAAGCUCUUGAUAAUGAUGUCGUCGCUCGAGAGUUACAGAAUGGCUCGUUCUCCUAUGAGAAGUUCUUCUCUUUCAUGGCAUCAAUCAUUCCUCGCUUAUGCGCUCCUUACAGAGACGCUGAGAUCAAGGAUUUAGUCGAGAAUGAAAUGCAAAAGGGCAACGUGGUUGAUCGUCUCAGGGCUUUGAUGCACGCCUCCGAUCUGAUGCAGAUUGACUAUGCGAAUUUUAUGCUUCAACAAACGGCGCCAGAACUCAUAAAGCAUGCUUCUGCGUACGAGACCACGCGGUUCGCCGAGACCAUGAGGGCAAGAAACAACAACCUCGGAGCCACAGAAAUGGCGUGGCGAGAAGCGAGAAACAAAGUAAUGGCCGAGGCCCUCAAACGUGACCCACUUCAACUACCACGAAACCGUCCCGGUCCAGAGAAAGUGUACGCUCAAAUGCUUACAGAUAUCUUCACUUCUCUUGACUCUUCAAUCCCCAUUCCAGAAACUCUCGAGUUUGAUUCCGAUCGUAUCACAAGGAUUCGAGUUGACAUUCUCCGUAUUGUUACUACUGGUGCUAUUUUGCUGCAGUGCAAGAAUUUACUGAAACGAGAUGUCAGGAGUCAAUGGAAAACAGAGGCAACGCGAAUUUACUCUGUCCUUGAAAAUGCUAAGGAUAAGGACAGCGCAAUGAAUGGUAUCCAGGCCGCACUUGAGAGCUCGAGGAGUAUGCCUACUGCGACGAAGAGUCAUAUCCGUCAACUCGUUACCCGAAUCAUUACUUGUUCCGCUGGUAUCAUCAUUUUGAAGCCUUCCACUUCUGACACUUCACCAUCCACAAACUCAGAUCUCAAAGACCCUGUUAUGAGACUUCUUCUCACUCGCCUCCGUGGCCAUGUCCUACAAAGACUGGCUGCGAAUACAGAAAAGGAGAAGGUCAAGAGUGCUAGUACAGCUAGUGAGAGUCUUGCAACCCUUGGUCUUCCUGAAUUUGUGUCCAAGGUAGGGGCUAUUGUCGAUGAGGUUGGGCGGGUGGGUGCUCUUGAUCGGGAAUCCCAUGGGUUGUGGUAUGAAGAGGUUUCUAAGAAGGCUGAGGAGGAAGGUUCUGCUUAA
This is a messenger RNA of Hymenoscyphus albidus, 2988 nucleotides long. Lineage: Eukaryota; Fungi; Ascomycota; Leotiomycetes; Helotiales; Helotiaceae. The record is from the annotation of a GenBank genome assembly.